AUGGAAGGUGAUCUUGUAGCCUGCAACAACCUCGAUGGUGUGAUGGCAGCCCUCAACAUUGUUCACGAUCCAGCAUUUCCAGUUUUAAAACCUGAUGUGAUCUCCCAGCUGGAACAAGGGGAAGAGCAUUGGGUCCUAGACCUCCAGCGUUCAGAGGAAAGAGAGAUCCUGAGAGCUCCCUGCACAGCAGGUGAUGCAAUGGUAUGUGAGAAAGAGGAGCAGAAUUCUCAGCAGGAAAAUGUUGAGCAAGUGGAUAAACACAGAGCAUUAUCACAAAGAUCGGAAAGGAAUGUGCCCAGGAGACAUGAGCAGGGAAAAUCCUGUGAGAUUCAGGAAAGACCAGAAAGAGAGCAGGGAAAGCAGCCAGGGGAGAAAGUGGGUAAAUGUAUUUCCUGUCAGGGAACUCAGAAGGACCUCAAGGAAACCACAACACAACAGGAUAUCGUCAGCGGAAAGAGAAAAAAUACAUGCACUGAGUGUGGAAACAACUUAUGUGAUUACUCCGUCUUUAUAAAGCAUCAGAGAAUCCACACAGGAAAGAGGUCCUAUGAAUGCAGUGAGUGUGGGAACACCGUCAAUUGCAGUUCGCACCUUAUUAGGCAUCAGAGAAUCCACACAGGGGAGAGGCCUUAUGAAUGCAGUGAGUGUGGGAAAAGCUUCAUUAGCAGGUCAGACCUUUCUAAACAUCAGAGAAUCCACACACGGGAGAGGCCCUAUGGUUUCAGUGAGUGUGGGGAAAAAUUCAAUCGCAGCUCAGUCCUUAUUAGGCAUCUGCGAAUCCACACAGGGGAGAAACCCUAUAAAUGCAGUGAGUGUGGGAAUACCUUCUCUUGGCACUUAGCCCAUGUUAGUCAUCAGAGAAUCUGCAAGGGAGAUCAACACCAUAGAAACCUCUAG
Molecule: messenger RNA, 897 nt
Organism: Emys orbicularis (European pond turtle)
Lineage: Eukaryota; Metazoa; Chordata; Testudines; Emydidae
Product: zinc finger protein 566-like
Exons: 3
Coding region: 1-897 (298 amino acids)
Biological process (GO): regulation of DNA-templated transcription
Source: RefSeq, a predicted model, not a curated record